AUGGCAUGCUCCAAAACUUCGGACAUAUUAGACCAUCUAAGCCCAGGCACUGAGCACUCUAACAGUGAUAGGUUAAUUCGGCUCCAUCACCACAACACGAUCAACCACCUCUCCAGUGACACAGAGCAUCCUCCAACAAGCCGGAAGGCAGUACAUACGAUAAGAGCACCUACAAACGCCUCAGCUGCACGGGGUGGGCCGCCUUCACUUGAGCUGGACUGUUCAUACUAUAAGGAAGCACCAGGCCAGCCCAACUUCUCGGUGUCUGUUUUGGUUGAUUAUGAUGGCGUGGAGACUCGGUUCCAUUUAAGCGGUUCAAUUGCUGUGAGCCGAUUCAAGCUGGAGGCAAAUCUUGUGACUGUUUCCCGGCUGACUCUGGCUCAAUACGUGCUGCUGACGUUUGAUGCCGUUGACAGCAAUGAAGUCAUUGCUGGUGCUGUGACUCAUGGCUCUGCGAACACAGGAUUCUUUAUCUGUGAAGAUGCUGAUGCUGAGACAGCUGUGCCGGCUGAUGCGUUCUCGUUUGCCAGUACGAAGUGGUUUUCCACGCAUGAUGCUGUGUAA
Williopsis jadinii is the source of this 564-nucleotide messenger RNA. RefSeq lists its product as uncharacterized. The transcript has 3 exons. NCBI's taxonomy places the organism in Eukaryota, Fungi, Ascomycota, Saccharomycetes, Phaffomycetales, Wickerhamomycetaceae. The record is from RefSeq and is a predicted model, not a curated record. The coding region runs from base 1 to 564 and encodes 187 amino acids.